AUGCAAUUAACCAAAUUAGUUUCAAUCGUUGCUUUAACUCAAUUAAUUUCAACUGCACCACUUGAUCAACCAAUUCAUCCAGGUAUACCAUUAAACCAUUUGAAAGCAUCAGGUGAAGCUUAUACAAAAGUUAGUUAUGCAGCUGAUUAUACAUUAACAUUCCAAUCUGGUGAAAUUUCAAAAAAUGGUGAAAUUUGGAUUGAUGCUAAAAUUGAUGAUACAUUUGAUAAAAAUCAACCAUUGGUAUUUGCUAAUGAAACUAAAAUUUCAAAUAAUUUAAAAUAUUAUAAGACACCAGGUUGGGAAUUAUAUAAUGAUAAUAAAACAAUAACUUCAUUUUUAAAAUUUAAUGGUGAUAGGGAAGAAGUUUCAUUUAGUGUUAGAGGAUUAUAUGGUGAUUCUAAUGGGAAUGUUACUGGUACUUUUGUUAAAUUUAAUGGAUUUUAUAGACCUGAAGGUGCUUCAUCAGCAGUGGAAAUUCCAUUUAAUGCUACUGCUACAUUAGAACGAAUUGAUAUUUAG
Hansenula ciferrii is the source of this 522-nucleotide messenger RNA. RefSeq lists its product as uncharacterized. The transcript has a single exon. The coding region runs from base 1 to 522 and encodes 173 amino acids. Lineage: Eukaryota; Fungi; Ascomycota; Saccharomycetes; Phaffomycetales; Wickerhamomycetaceae. The record is from RefSeq and is a predicted model, not a curated record.